Molecule: messenger RNA, 2736 nt
Organism: Atta colombica
Lineage: Eukaryota; Metazoa; Arthropoda; Insecta; Hymenoptera; Formicidae
Gene: sstn
Exons: 4
Coding region: 224-2578 (784 amino acids)
Biological process (GO): establishment of epithelial cell polarity
Source: RefSeq, a predicted model, not a curated record
UUUUUAUUAGAGAUUUUACUUUAUUCACUACUGAUUGUGUGCAGUUUAUCUACAAAGAAAGAAUGUUUGAAAAUUAAGGACUUACUUCCAGUAUCGUUGAUAUGAAACAAUAAACAAUACUUAAAUGAUAUCGUAGUUUAAGAUAUGCUGUCAUCAAGAUGCAUUAACUAGGACAAUCGUAAAGAUUACAGCUGACCCAUUUGCUAAUACCUUAUCCAAUAAUAUGGUGAUGGCAGGAAACGAAAAUGUGCCAGGAGCCUUGGCAGAUGAUCCAUUAUCUGCAAGACUGCAAUGGCUACGUCAGCGCAGAGAAGCCUUACAAGAGAAGCUUGCUCAAAAAAAUAAUGAGUUGAAAAACCUGUGCAUAGAAGAGGCGGAAUUAACCGGAGUUUUACCACCGGAAAUACCUCUGGAGCCUGGUGAAAGUCCACCAACUUUUCGUAGAAAAGUGGGCACUUCCUUUAUACAUCCACAAAAAUUGAUUCUCAAGUUGAAGACAUCUGAUGUUGAGGAAUCUGAAUUGGAGUUGGAAAAACAAAUACAGCUUGGAAUUGUGGAAGCUGCGUUGGGUAUUAUUAACGAUCCUAUGGAAAGUAAGGCUACACGACGCAAGCACAGACUCGCUUAUCAGCAAAGUCAGCGAAGACUACAAGAGUUGGAGACGCAACUGAACUUUAUCAGGCAGACUCGUGGUAAAACACAGCGUCCAACUCAAUUGCCAGUGAAUACAGGAAAUUAUAAUACGCAACCACAUUCACAUAUUAAUGUAAAGCAUAGGACAAAGAAGCCACGACCACCUUUAGAUAGUACAGGAAAUGAGAUAAUAAGUCCGAAAUCUGUUGGAAGAAGUAUUCUUCAUGAACCUGGUAUUAGUUUGAGUCCCUUGGCACCUGAGGACAAAUCGAAUACUUACAGCGGACAUGGAUACGAGGAGCAAUUAACCAUACCGAGUGUUAGCAAUCAUCAUUAUCACAGUGGCACAUAUCCCGGCAUAAGCCCUGUUGAACAAUCGAACAUUAAGAUCGUGGAACACGAUCACAAUGAUAAUCACAAUGUCUACAUUUUACCCGAUCAGUAUCGCGCGCGUACGUAUUCCCAUGGAAGCGGCGGAUCUCGAGGUCAUUAUCAGGAUACCGAGAGAAUGUAUCGACCUUACGUGCCGAACACAUAUACCGAAGACGAACGUCAAAUGCGCUACCUUAAAUUUCAGCAUAUGCAGAAGCAACAACAAUUGCAGGAUCAAGUGCAGCAUCAUACUCACAGAUUACAGUAUUCAGGUUCCUUUGAAUACAAGCACCUCGAUAAUGCGGAUAUCUUACGGCGAAGCGGACAGGGAACCUACGACAGAGAUUUUCGCUCAUCUCAUUAUUUGCCCAUUGAUUACCAGACCUACUAUAAGAACAACGCGCAAUCUCAGCAAAUUUUACAGAGGCGAGAUCGUGACUCGUCAUUAUCAUCCUGCGUUAAAAACAUUUCGCGGCACAGUGGUGGCAGUACAUCGAUCGAGGCUCCAUUGCCAUCCGGUUAUUGGGUGCGCCAUCAUGAUGAUAUUCACUGGGUGAGCACAGACGAACCUGACAGAUUCGGCAGUUUAGAUCGUAGACGUCGAAAUGCUCAACACAAUAGUGUCAGUGAGGCAAAUCUUGACACGCAAUCGCGUUAUCGCACGGUUGCUGUUGCGUGUACUAAAAGCUCGUCGAGCAGCAACGUCACUGCGUCAUCCCAUCAGCAUCACUCCGUUCAUCUGCUGCCAUUAUCCGAGCAACAAAUGCCAACGAACAACAAGAUGCUGCUGCGUACACAGUCAUUGGGAAGCGUAGAGACCUGGAACUCGAGUCAUUCGCAUGAUUCGCACGAUGGUAAGGAUGCGACGGAAUACAUCAAUAACAAUCGUAAAAGUCGUCAGAAAGAGUGGUACGAAACAUCGUUGGAUGCAGGAGUGAGUGCAGGCUUGGAUCACAAUCUGAUCGCCGCACGAAAAAAUGUGCAUUAUCAAUCGAGUCCACCGCUUGCUCGUAUUAAAACUGCCACUAAUGAAAACGUAAGAGAUAAUCAGAUGACGGGCGGUCCGUCACUGCCAAUAAGCCCUGCGAAUCGUCACAAGCGAGAUAAUCCUGAGGAGCGGCAGCACUCAGUACAACAAUCUCAUCCUCGUUAUGAUCAGCCCAUGACUAGGUCGAAAGUAUUGGAAAUACCGGCCGAAUCAAAGCCAUCCAUGGACGUCUGCGAUAAUGUGAUACGACCGUUAGGCUCACCGCAAAAUUGCACGGUUGUGCAGCCAGGAAAAUAUCAACCAUAUAGAGAAGUGACAAAGCCUUUCGAAAUGUCGGACUUUUACAAGUACUCGACAAAAUUCCGCAAGAGGAACGAAGCUGCCGCGCAGUCUCAGGUCGGCAACGGAGAUUCUCCGCUCCAAGAGAAUCGUCCUGCAGAAACAGGCAUCGCUGAUUUAUCUAGAGAUCCCAAUUCUUAUAAUUUCGGAUCAAACGAUAAUGUUACCGCUAGUCCGGUACAAAGAAGACUCUAUCAGCCAGUACAGCGCAUGACUUGUCAACCUUAUCUCUCGUCGUUGAGAUAAUUGUUUGCGCUCGCAUAUAAUGUAGGAUAUAAUCAUGCCUGUCACACAAAUGUUUACAGAAUUAUUUAUUCUGAGAAUAGGCUGGUCCUAUCGAUAAACAUUUUUUUCAUUCUUUAGUUCACUAUUUUGCAGCAUACAAACAGGGUGUCACGCUUCUU